Messenger RNA from Aspergillus terreus NIH2624, 2274 nucleotides. RefSeq names its product putative INO80 chromatin remodeling complex (Ies1). The record is from RefSeq and is a predicted model, not a curated record. The transcript is spliced from 6 exons. Gene Ontology annotation, cellular component: Ino80 complex. NCBI's taxonomy places the organism in Eukaryota, Fungi, Ascomycota, Eurotiomycetes, Eurotiales, Aspergillaceae. The coding region runs from base 1 to 2274 and encodes 757 amino acids.
AUGGCUGACGUCGAGAGCAAUAUCGCGGACGAGUCGUUCGCCCUCUCCGAAGCUCAGGAUGAGCAACAAACCCAUAACAUGACGGUAGGAACCAGGCGUCAGGCGAACGGUACGAUCGGUUCGGUGUACUCCGGUAACAAGAUUCGCCAUCUGAAGAAGGAGGACGGAAUCCCGCUGUGGCGGAAGGACAUCCAGCACCAGUUCCUGCGACUCGUCUUCGAGGACAAGACGCCCGUGUUCACUCGCUGGCCAGAUGGAGAAAAGGGCUUCGAUUUCGCCGACAUCUAUAUCGAUGCCAUGGCGAGGAGUAGCAAGACUAGUAAGAUCUUGAAGGAUAAGCUUCAGAGCGAUAAGCAAGCGGCCAUCAGCAUGGCGAUGUUGACUUGGUACAAUAUUGACACAAGGGCCUCCUUAGUCUUUCCAGAGAUGCGUGCUCAGCUCCGAACCUACCACUCCAUCCCCUCGCUGCAAGCGCAUCAGGACCCGAAUGCCUACAAGCAACUCCAGGAUGCGCCUCGUCUGAAGUCCAUCCUCAAGGGUGCCUCGGAAGACGUCGACCAGCCCAAUACGCUCGAGAAGAUCAAGGCCCAGGCCGUUCCGCGCACGAACCCAGUCAACCUCAUCUUCGUCCUCGCUCAAUACGCACCAAAGGUGUCAGAAAUGCAUUUCUUCCCUCCGCGCGAUUUCUUCGAUUUAGUCAUGCGUUCCAAUUUGAGCAGCAAAAGCCGCGCGCGCGCUUUUCUAUGGCUGAUGUGGUGGUAUCUCGAAAGCGAUUUUACUGCCGAAGCCGCUCGCAAUAACCCAUUUGGUCCCGGUGUCGAUGGCGAAGGGACCGGCGGUCUCCCCAUCAAGGUCCCUAACUUUGAGAUCCUCACGGAGAAACAGGCAGACGAGGAGAACGUUGAUACGCCAUCAGAGAUUGAGUAUGGAGAAAUCAAGCGCUUAGAACGGAAACGUAUCUUGGAAGAGGAUGAUCCGCUGCCCAGAGCACCAAAACCCAAGUCACGUCGCAAGAAAGGCCCCGGUGACUUUCUUCCAUACGAACAUGAGCCUGAUGAUCGGUAUUCACUCUCGGGGUCAUUCAUGUAUGGUUCCCGUAAGGACGAUGAGGGACCUCAGACGCCCUCGCGGUCUCAGAGAGAAUCGCCGAUCAGCCGGUCCACGGGCCACCAGCGUCUUAUCCUGAAGACCAAGAUGGAGCAUACGCCCGAUGCAUCCUCACCGGCACCUCCCGGUUCGGGCCACCCUGUCCUUAGCCGCUUUGCCGCAGACUCCGCUUCCAACGCGCCUACUACCUCCCGGCGACCCCGACCACUUACCCAACACCAGUUGGCGGUUGAGCAGAAUCGUCGCCAGCGGAUUGAAUAUCUCCUGGCCAAGCGGAAAGGAGAGGCUUAUCGGAUACUCCGUGCCAAGCGAGAGAGUGAAAUCCCUUUUGCUCGUUAUGGUCGGUUAUUGCAGAGCCUCCCUGAAGGCUACGACACGGAAGAUGAGGAGAACUCGUGGGGGAAAGGCGGAUUGCUCCCCAAUCCUGAAGAAGAGGAGGAUUUUGGCGAGUGUGCCAACUACUAUCUAUCGGUGAUUCGUAAGGCUGCGCGGCGACUGGACCGGUGGGACUACGAGAAUGCCAACGGGCCCAAACGAGACCGCAAGAAAGAACGAGAGGAGCGGCAGCGAGCGCGGCAGAGUAUGGCCCUUGAAAGUGUCUUGGAUGCCACUGGCCGUGCUCCCACAUCGGCUCGUAGCCGGGCACGAGCGGCGCGCAACGCCCGACGCCGACUUGCUGAAGCUAACGCAGAGGCUACGGGGGCGGGUACUCCUCAGGACGCGGCCGCAUCCGCAUCUCGCUCCAAGAGCAACCGCAGUCGCGCUAACCGUGACGGCGCAGGAGAUGCUCGUGCGACUGGUGAAGCCAGCAAGGAAGAUGGAGUUGGGGCAUCGCGGGAGAUGUCACCGAUGCACGCCUCUGGGCACCUUGGGGAUGAGGAUGUGGACAUGGAAGGUGAGGAAGGUCUCGAUGACAUCGAUCCGGACGGUGGCUAUGAAGACAGCUUCAUGGGCGAGGCGGGUGAUGAGGAAGGGGACGCGCUCUCGUCCGACGAGGAUGACGACGAUCUGGACGAAGGAGAAGGCGACGGGGACGAGAACUCGUCUACGUUUGAAGGCGGCCACGCCAGCGAGACCUCCUCCGUGGCCGGAGAUGUGGGUGAUCGCGGCGCAGAGACCAGUGAUGCUGCUGGAGUUGUGGACAAGGACGAGCCCAUGGAGGAUUAA